Cornus florida is the source of this 955-nucleotide messenger RNA. RefSeq names its product peroxiredoxin-2E, chloroplastic. The transcript has a single exon. The record is from RefSeq and is a predicted model, not a curated record. Gene Ontology annotation, biological process: hydrogen peroxide catabolic process; cellular response to oxidative stress; cell redox homeostasis. The coding region runs from base 62 to 748 and encodes 228 amino acids. Gene Ontology annotation, molecular function: thioredoxin peroxidase activity. Gene Ontology annotation, cellular component: cytoplasm. NCBI's taxonomy places the organism in Eukaryota, Viridiplantae, Streptophyta, Magnoliopsida, Cornales, Cornaceae.
CAAACGCCUACAAUACAAACAAACUCCCCCAGGCUACCACACUACCAAAUCCUCUCUCUCAAUGGCAGCGGCAGCAGCAGCAGUUUCUCUCACCAUGUCAAGGCUGCUCUCCCCGAAAGCCCUUUCUCUCUCCUCCACCACCUCCAUACUCUCACCCAAAACCCUCUCCUCAUCUUUCUCACUCCUCCCUCUCAAACUCCGCCACCGCGCAACACCCCUCAGGUGCUCCAUCACGACCGCCGCCACCAAAGUCGCCGCCGCCAUCUCCGUCGGGGACAAACUCCCCGAAUCCACCCUAUCCUACUUCGACGCCGCCGACGAGCUCCAAACCGUCACCGUCUCCGACCUCACCAAAUCCAAGAAAGCCAUCCUCUUCGCCGUCCCCGGCGCAUUCACCCCCACCUGCUCGCAGAAACACCUCCCCGGCUUCGUCGAAAAGGCCGCCGAGCUGAAGUCGAAAGGGGUCGACACCAUCGCCUGCAUUUCCGUCAACGAUGCGUUCGUGAUGAAGGCGUGGAAGAAGGACCUGAAGAUUGGGGACGAAGUGUUGCUGUUGAGCGAUGGAAAUGGGGAUUUCACAAAGGCACUUGGGGUUGAGCUCGAUUUGAGCGACAAGCCGAUAGGGCUGGGAGUGAGGUCGAGGAGGUACGCGCUAUUGGCGGAGGACGGCGUUGUGAAGGUCUUGAACUUGGAGGAAGGCGGCUCAUUCACGUUCAGCGGCGCCGACGAUAUGCUGAAAUCAGUGUGAUUUUGAUGACUUUGCGUUUGUGGUUUUGUUUUCUUUGUUUAAUGUUUUUUCAAGUGUUGUCAGUUGGUUGAACUGAGGUAGUCUCUCUAUCUUAAUAAUAAUAUGAAUAUGAAUAUGAAUUUUGGAUAAUAAAGAUAGGGUUUUUCUAGAAAUGAAUGUUAUUGUCAAUACAUUAUGUUCUAUAUUAAUAUGUGUAUUUGCAGUGGA